Histoplasma capsulatum G186AR is the source of this 1461-nucleotide messenger RNA. RefSeq lists its product as uncharacterized. The transcript has 2 exons. Lineage: Eukaryota; Fungi; Ascomycota; Eurotiomycetes; Onygenales; Ajellomycetaceae. The record is from RefSeq and is a predicted model, not a curated record. Bases 1 to 1461 code for a protein of 486 amino acids.
AUGAAGAUCGAGGAUUGGAAAUCCGCUGUCCUGAGGGGUCCGGCGCUGCCGGCGCUUGGCCAGGCGGUGGCUGGUGCGGCAGGCGCGGUUGUGUCGACGAUCUCGACGUAUCCGUUGAGUUUGAUUGUUACGCGGUUGCAGUUGCAGAGGCAGUUGAAGGGUAUGAGGGCGUUGGAAAAGAGACGGAAAGAGGAAGGGAAAGGGAAAGGGAAAUGGAAAGGGAAAAGGAAGGAUGAAGAUGAAGAUGAAGAUGAAGAUGCUGAUGUCGAUUACGAAGAUGUGGAUGAAGGCGAGUAUAAGGGGAUUAUAGACGCAGCGAGGAAGAUUUACGAGAGGGAGGGUGGGCUGCGUGGGUUAUACGCUGGGCUUACGCAUGCGACUGGAAAGGCGGCUGUGGAUUCGUUUGUGUUUUUCCUUGCGUAUUCAUUCUUGCGGCAGAGGCGGUUGCGGGCGAGAGGGCUGCGGAUGCAUGGAAGCUUUCUGCCGGUGUUGGAUGAGCUGGCUGUGGGAUAUGUGGCGGAGGCCUUCACCAAGUUGCUGACGAUGCCGAUCUCGACGGUGUUGACCAGGAAGCAGGUUGAGGGCCUUGCGUCGGCUACAGCAGCAGCGGGGAAGGAGAAGAAAUCACCCACCUCCUCAACGAGAGAUAUCGUCUCCGCCAUCGUCGCCCAAAAGGGCCUCACGGGCCUCUGGGCCGGCUACUCCGCCUCCCUCAUCCUCUCUCUAAACCCUGCCCUCACCUUCCUCCUCAGCCAAGUCUUCAAAUUCUCCCUCCUCCCGCGCGACAAGCGCAGACGGCCUCCUGCAUCGGCCACGUUCCUCUUCGCCGCCAUCAGCAAGGUCAUCGCCUCCUCCCUCACCUAUCCGUUCUCCAUGGCCAAAACGCGCGCACAAGCUGCCACCUCCGCGUCCACGUCUUCAUCCGCUGCCCGCCCGCCCCCGACCAUCCUCCACGCCAUCUACGCCAUCGCUCGCACAGAGGGCCUCACUGCUCUCUACGCAGGCCUGAGUGGGGACGUCCUCCGCGGCUUCUUCAGCCACGGCAUCGCCAUGCUCGCGAAGGACACCGUCUACAGGCUCGUGGUGCGUACGUAUUACCUCCUGCUGAUGAUGUUGCGCCGGUAUCCGUCGCCGGAGGAGUUGUUGGCGCGGGCGAAAGCGCGGACAGAGGAGGUUGCGGAGGAGGUGAGGGGAGGGGCCGGCGGGUUGGCGGGGAAAGUCGCGGGGAAGAUGGGUGAUGUGAAGGAAGCUGUUGUCAAGGGGGUGGGAAUGGCCGGUGGGCGGGAUGCGGGCGUUACGGGGAAGACAGUGGGUGGCGCGGAGGUGGCCAAGAGAAGGGUGGUGGAGGAUGUGUAUGAGGAUUCGAACGCGACGGCGGAGAUGGUCGGGGAGUAUGUAGAGGAUGAGGCAGAGGAGUGGAGGAGUAUGUAUCGGUGGUUUUGGGAUAAGGGGAAAUCAUAA